GACUUUUUUGCUGUUGAAUUUUGGUUUCUUGUUAGUGCGAAAAACGGUUUUUCUUCCUUUCCGUUGAUGUCACGGGAUGCCAGUGACCCCGAUCAUCACCUGCCUGGCUGCCAGGGGCACAAUCUUCUGUAGAGGCGCAGCAUCGGGAGGUUUUGCGCUCACCGCGUCACACCGUCGACCGCUGACGCGGCGUCAUGGUCGGACUUGAUGCCGUACAGGACUAUUGUGAACGCACACUUGCAGUGCAAUAACUUGGGAUGUGAUGUUUACCGUACUGCAUCAGAGCAUAACUCGCUCUAUGGUCAGACCAACAGCAGCAAGUGAUCCGACCAUCUGUUCCUUGCUCUAUGAUGCGACAAAAUACUUUCAGGCAGCCCAUGAUGGAACCAUCCUUAUCGAAGUGAACAAAUUGUUGCCCUGCAAGUCACGGACACUGUAGCCAUGACUGCAUCACACUGUAAACUCCAAGAUCCGGAACCAAAUUUGGAGUUCUGUGUUGAGUUGCCCUGCCAUUUACUUUGCUCCAAUUGUCUUCAAUUCAAGGAGAGAGCUUACACUCAAGGAGAAACAUCUGAUAGACUAUGAGCCAAGCAGACACUGAGACUGUCUUCAUCAUGGCAGUAACGGAGAGUGCUGCAACCGAUGCAACAGUUAUUCCUAACAUCUCAGAUUCUCUGACAUGGGACUCUGCCAGUACCAACAAUUUGACCACGCCAGCCCCCGGGCUGCAGCCACCGUAUUGGGAUUUGCCAGUCGUCAUCACCUUGGCGUCGGUGCUGUCCAUCGUCAUGGUGAUAAGCAUCAUUGGGAACUCACUCAUCAUCCUGACCAUCAUCUUCUUCAAGGGAAUGCGGAGCAAGACCAAUAUGUUCAUCACCAACCUGGCCUGUGCCGACCUGGGCGUCUCAGUCCUCUGCAUGCCGUUCUCGCUGGCCACAGUCAUCCAAGGCGACUGGACGUUUGGCCCGGUGCUGUGCAAUGCCAAUGCCUUCUUUGAGGCACUGUUUCUGGUGGCCUCUACCCAUGGGCUCAUGGCCAUUGCCCUGCACAAGUUUUCCUCCCUGGUGCUGCCACUGAAACGCAUCAUCAACCUCCGCCGGGCGAUUGCCAUGGUUACCUUCGCCUGGUUCAUCGGCCUCACCUGUGCCAUUGGGCCCCUGGUCGGGCUCACCAAGAACGUCUACAAGCCUGGCACCUCACAGUGCGGGCCCAAAUACCCGGAGAAACUUUCUGAGAAAAUCAUCGGGCUCUAUGUACCCCUCGUGGGCAUCAUCAUUCCGUUGACGUGCCUGAUUCUCGUCUACGGCGUCAUUUUCAACACGAUUCGCAAAUACAGUCGGCGGCUUCGCAGCCACACCAGCAUGACGGAGGACAAGAUUUUCCACCAGCAGAAGCGCAUCACCAUCACCCUCUUCAUUGUCUUUGUGGCCUUCUUCAUUUGCUGGACUCCCUACUUUGUAUACUCAACCUUGGGAUUUUCCCUCGGCUUCCAGAAAGUUCCCACAAUCUUGAAUGUGGCUGCAUACUGGAGUGGUUACACCAACUCAGCACUCAACCCAAUUAUUUAUGCAUGGAGGGCCAAGUCGUACCGAAAAGCCUUCAGGAAGAUCUUCUGCUGUAAUGUUAAAGGCAGUCUUUUGUCUGACACCGGGACAGCCAACAAUGGGGACAGCUCCAGCGUUGCCCUGAGGCUUAGCAGAGCUAGACCCAGUAUAUUGACUCCAGAGCUAGUCUGCAGAAAAAGCUCAUGUUACCAGCAGGUGUGGGGCCAGCAGGGCGUCAUGUCAGCACAGAGCAAAAAGGGAGAGAAAGGUUCACCAUCCCCAUGUGUUGAAGUCCAUGAAUUCGCGUCUCCAGCUCUGCUGCGUCGCAGCCGCAUCUUACAGGGGGGUUAUCCGGGAUCCCAACCUGGCAGUAAAAGCAGCAGCCUAAACAGCAUCCUGAAACCGUCACCAGUUCCCCGCCGGGAUCAUGGAUCUAGCACCAACCGACCUACAGCCAUCCUUGUCAAGGAUGUCAAAACCAACCACGGUGACAUCUGGCUGCGUGGGCUAGUCGGGGUCAAUGGACACACUGGACUCCAGGGCACCUCCAGCGAUGAUGAUGAAGACGAUGUCUUCUUGCCGGACAGGGCACUGAGGCGCAGUCAGAGCGAGACGGACAAGGAGUGGCUGGAGAGGAAGCACUUUGAGGUCACACCUAGGGCUAAGAACCAUUUCCCCUACCGCUCGGACCCUGGCAAGCGCGGGUUAAAAAAGUCACUCUCCAUUGGACUCAAACAACAGGAGCCCCCGACUCAACAAAUUCCAAACAUUAACUGGGAGCCAGAUGCCAAGGCACGGAGAGCCCUGCUUGGACGAUCCACAAUAGUAUAAUCAAUUGCACGAGCGCCCUCGUGCAAUUGAUUACAUGUCAGAAGCAGUAGGCAUUACCUACAAACAUUUGCAUCUUGCUUGUUUUCCUUUGUCUUAAUGCUGUUAACUCAUUUCUUCAUCAGCAAAGUGGAAAACAGAGGGUGCGUGUAAAUGGUCAAAAAGUGGUUAUUAGACUUCAAAGGAGUGAUGUUUCCUUAUCUGCUGAAAGAUUUGUUCUCGCAAUUGCACAAAACUGUGAAAUAUAUAUUUAUUCUUUUAAUUUAAACAAAAGAGCCUUUAAAGCUCUUUUGAAGGCUUUAAAAAAACCUUGGACAAGUAUUUAAAUGCUUCAUGUAUACAUGUAAUCGUCUUAUGUUCUACAGUACUAAGUAAACUGUGGUCUCUGUAGGAUGGAUAGAUAUGUACAUGCAUGUCACGGUGGCUAAUUCUCACGCAUUUAGCCCGAGAUUUCCGUAGUUCCAGUUUUUCUUAUGCCAUCAUUUCCAUUUGGAAAUUUUCAAGCUUACAAUAAAAGUAUAACCUAAAACAAUAAAAAAGUAGCAAUUCUCUUCACAUGUUUGAGUUCUAUGCCCUGUCUUCACUUAGAAAGGAAAACAUUCCCUAGGCUGUAAGCCUUUGUCCUGGUAAAGAACGCAUAGGCCUGGUUUGAUUGACUACAUUAUGCAGCUACGGUGUUGCCCCAAACUGGCUUCCAGCCAUAUGUCUGAGACACCUUAGCCAUGAGGUACUUCCUCUGCUCAUCAAAAGAAUGCCACCGAUCCACCACACAUUGCACAAAAGUUAUGACCAGUGUUCAUCAGAAUGAGCACAAACAAUAACAAUAUGCAGUUUUAGAGUUCAGCCUUCUGCCCCCAAAGAAAGCUGAAGCUUACAUAUGAAAUUUAACGUUUUGCCUUGCAGAAAAGCUGCUAAAAUAUGCAUGUGUUUAGAUUAAACUUUAAACUACAAGCCAAAUCUGUGGUAAAAGUGUACUAAGUCAAAGGCUAACUUCUUGUUUAGGUUUUUAAAGGAUGCUUACCUUGCGCCCCAUGUGUAUGAUGGUCAAUGCAAUCGGACAUUGAAAAUUACCAUACAGCAUAUCAUGAUUAGUGUCAAGUUCUCUCCUCUACAGCACUUCAGUAUGAGCCACGAUAAGUAGAUGAGAGACUCAUCUGUUGCGUAUUAUAGCAAAGCUUCAAGUUGAACGUAAUGUAGUGGAAAAAGAUUUUUAUGUCAUCUUGAGACCAAACAUGCAAAAGUAAAUGCAAUCUAAUCUAGAGUGCAAUGUGCAUUGGGUAAUUCAAACAUUUUUCUUCCUUUUGCUUUUAGAAAAAAGUUUGUUUUGUAAAACUGAAGUUUGACCCAACAUUGUUUUUGUUGGAAAAAGGGAAUAUUAUUCUUUACAUACGUGAACUAACUGUACACCAAGUACUGAGAAUAAAGAACUUAAACGCUGUGUCAUUCAUUGAAAUGGGAAGAAUGUUUAAUGCCUAUUAAGAAAUUUUCUUUUGGUAUAAACAUGUUAUAUGUACCACUGCACAAUUCCGAAAGAGUGAAUUAUCGCUCUCACCGUAACUACAGAGACCAGACAAUAAAAUCGAAAAGUUCAUUAUGUUAGAUUGAAAGAGUAAACAAAAAUCAUUCGAGACUUGUCUAUUUCACUGCAUUUCACCUUGUCUCUAGUUUCUGUCAGAUUUGACUUCCCGAAGUCGAAUUUGCAAUAUGAGCAGUGCCUUACAGACAAAAACUAAACGUUUUUCACGAGGAACUGUAAUUUUGCAGAGCAAGUUGAGGUACUUAAGAGCAGCAUUCAUUUGUGUCUAUGUUGAUGUCCACCUGAAAUCCUCUGAAGUACAGCAAUUUCUUUGUGACUUUUUGGAUUGGCUUUUUAUUUUCAAUAACUCCAUUGUUUUAACUUUUAUGCUAUUGCUCGGAGAAUCUCGCCCAGAUGAAUUUUAAAGACCAAGAUUUCUUUUUAAAAAUUAUACUUCGCGAAAAAAUUCCAAAUGGACCUGACAAAGUUGAUGGGUUAGUUGUGGUGGGUUAAAUUGGGGAAACUUUAAUGUAAUUGUGUAACUACAAAAUGUGUAGGCAGUUGUAUACUUUGUACAUAUAUAGUCAAACGCCUUGCGCGAUGUUCUUUCCAUCUAGUAAUUUAUGAUGAAUGUGUCACGUAUGUUGCCUUAAAUAAAUUAAACAAGAUCUAUACUAUUAUCAUUUA
Messenger RNA from Acanthaster planci (crown-of-thorns starfish), 4575 nucleotides. RefSeq names its product histamine H2 receptor-like. Gene Ontology annotation, cellular component: membrane. The record is from RefSeq and is a predicted model, not a curated record. Gene Ontology annotation, biological process: G protein-coupled receptor signaling pathway. Lineage: Eukaryota; Metazoa; Echinodermata; Asteroidea; Valvatida; Acanthasteridae. Gene Ontology annotation, molecular function: G protein-coupled receptor activity.